AUGGCCGGCGAGUUUGAACGACAUCCAUUCCUUCUAUCUGUCCAAGAUGUCGCGACAAGUCUUGAGACAGAUGUAGAGAGGGGUCUCACUUCAGCGCAAGUCGCGCAGUUCCAGGGAAAGUAUCCGCCAAAUGAACUUGAUGUUGGCGGUGCAAUUCCAUGGUACACGAUAUUCUUGCGGCAAUUGUUCAAUGCGAUGAUAUUGGUGCUAUUCUUUGCCAUGGGACUGAGUUUCGGUGUGCAAGACUGGGUCGAAGCUGGUGUCCUUGUCGCAGUCAUUGUCCUCAAUGUGUCAAUCGGAUUUUUCCAGGAAUAUGGUGCAGAGAAAAAGAUGGAAGCUCUUAGGGCUUUAUCUUCCCCCAGCGCAAAUGUUUUGAGAGAUGGUAAAACCCAGGUCAUUCCUAACUCAGAGGUUGUUCCUGGUGACAUCGUUCUCUUGAAGAUGGGUGAUACUGUCCCUGCUGACAUUCGGCUCUUUGAGGUCAUGAAUCUUACUUCAGAUGAGCAAUCACUAACAGGCGAGUCUAUUCCCGUUGAGAAAAUUGAGAAUCAUCUCGAGAACGAAGAACUUGGAAUCGGUGAUCGUAUCAACAUUGCCUACGGUACUACUGUUGUUCAGAAAGGUCGCGGUCGAGGCAUUGUCAUUGCGACUGGUAUGCAAACUGAAGUCGGCAAGAUUGCAGCGUCCACGACAAAGAAGAACCGAAAGGCUGGACGAUCUAUGAAUUAUAAGAAAUAUGGCAAAAAGGCACCAGUCGUCGGAUUGAGUAAACGUAUCUACGAUUUUCUGGGCAAGUUUCUGGGUCUUACCGAAGGCACUCCGCUUCAGAUCAAGCUAUCAAAGCUAGCCUAUAUCCUCUUUGGCUGUGCCAUUAUUUUAGCCAUCAUCGUCUUUGGCGUCAACAGAUUUAACAUGCAAAAGGAGGUCAUCAUCUAUGCCAUUUCUACUGGAAUCGCCAUCAUCCCAGAAUCACUUGUAGCUGUGCUCACAAUCACUAUGGUAGUGGCUACGACAGUCAUGAGAAAAGCCAACGUCGUGGUUCGAGACCUUUCAGCACUAGAAGCACUCGGUGGUGUUACGAAUAUCUGUUCCGACAAGACGGGGACACUGACACAAGGCGCCAUGAUCGUUAAGAAGGUUUGGGUUCCAAGGAAGCUGGUCUACACCGUCCGCGAUUCCAAGGACCCAAGCGAUCCCACAAUUGGUCGUGUAACCUACAGCGAAGUGGAAAAAGGAGUUACAACGAAGGAUCCUGAAAAACGCGAUUUUGACCAAGAAAGAAGCGCGUCUGCUCUCAAAUUUGAUGUGCCCGAAGAGAAGUUCAAUUCUAAGCCGAAGAAGAAGGGUGAUGAAUCCGAAGCUACCAUGAACCCGGAGCUUGAGGCAUUCCUCCUCUCAGCUGCGCUGUGCAAUCUAGCUACUGUUCGUGAGGAGACGGAGGCUAAUGCCGAUGAACGCAAGUGGAAGACUACUGGUGAACCUACUGAGAUCGCCUUGCAAGUCUUUGCUCAUCGUUUUGGCAAAGGCAAAAAGAAUCUUGAAGCCGAUAAUGGUUGGAAGCAGGUGGCCGAAUUUCCAUUCGACAGUUCGAUCAAGCGCAUGUCAGUUAUAUACAAUCACCCUGACCUCGACAAUAGUAUGGUCUUCACGAAAGGGGCCGUUGAGCGUGUUCUGGAUCUUUGCUUGUCUGUUGGAAUAAGCGCUAACGCUGAGGCGAUGACUGAGACCUACAAGGAAGAAAUCCUCAAACAAAUGGACGAUUUCGCUUCCCAAGGCCAACGUGUCCUGGCUAUCGCUUCGCGAGAGUGGGAUGGCAAAUAUAACGAAAAGUCAUCGGCUGAAAGUCAUGGACACGACGACAAGAUCAGGCAGGAAGUCGAAUCGGGGCUGACUCUACUUGGACUAGCUGGUAUCUAUGACCCUCCCCGCCGGGAGACGACACCCGCCAUCGCAGAAUGUUCAUCGGCGGGUAUCAAGGUUCACAUGUUGACUGGUGACCAUCCAGCAACCGCAACGGCGAUUGCCAAGGAAGUUGGUAUCAUCCCCCACAACCUUAGCAUUUUGCCUGCGAAUAUUGCCGAAGCAGUAAUUCAGAAAGCUUCUGAUUUCGACAAACUCUCGGAUGCCGAGAUUGAUGCUUUGCCUGAAUUACCAUUGGUUCUAGCUCGCUGUGCACCAGACACGAAAACUCGCAUGAUCGAAGCGCUCCGUCGUCGCAAUGCCUUCAUGGCAAUGACCGGCGAUGGUGUGAAUGACGCACCAUCGCUAUCGCGUGCAGACGUGGGUAUUGCCAUGGGUUCUGGGUCAGACGUCGCCAAGUCUGCCGCCAAAAUUGUUUUGACCGAUGACAAGUUCAACUCAAUCGUCGCAGCCAUCCGUGAGGGACGACGCAUGUUUGACAACAUCCAGAAGUUCAUUCUUCACCUCCUGACCUCCAAUGUCGGCGAGGUCAUUCUACUUAUCUGUGGUCUGGCAUUCCGUGAUAGCACUGGCUACUCUGUGUUUCCCAUCUCCCCCUUACAAAUUCUUUGGAUCAACAUGCUCACCUCAUCUUUCCCGGCUUUCGGUCUCGGCCGUGAGCAAGCCUCGCCAAUGGUCAUGCGCAAGCCACCACAUGACAAGAAGCGUGGUGCAUUCACCAACCAGAUUCUCGUUGAUAUGUUGGUGUACGGCCUGCUCAUGGGAAUUCUGACUUUAAUGACUUUUGUUAUUAUUGUCUAUGGUGCCAAUGGAGGAAACCUCGGCCACGACUGUAAUGGAGCCUUCUCGGAUUCUUGUGUGCCUGUUUUCAGAGCCCGUGCUGCAGUGUUCGCCGAGUUGACCUGGCUUAUUCUUGUCAGUGCAUGGGAAUUCAAGGAUCUCCGACGCUCCAUGUUCCGUUUGAACCCUGAGUCAAAGUCAAAGUUCCCAUUCUUCAGGGAUAUUUACGAGAACAAGUUUCUAUUCUGGGCCGUCGUCGUCGGAGGUGUAUCCGUGUUUCCCGUCGUUUACAUCCCGGUGAUCAACACUACUGUUUUCAAGCACACCUCGAUUUCAUGGGAAUGGGCCAUCGUUGUUGCUGCACUGAUUCUAUUUGUGGCCGGCAUGGAGUUGUGGAAGAUGACCAAGCGGGUCUUCGGUCUCUUGGAGGACAAGGCUGUCGUCAGAGGCGCAUUCAACCAGGGUGAAGAACAAGGUCGUAAAUUCACGCACACGAUGAGUUUCAGCAGCCUGAAAAGUUGGCGAAGCUUCGGCAGGAAAAACACGAGUGACUCUGGCUUUCAUGCGGCUUCGCGGAGUGCUUCAAGAGGCAGGGCAUAA
Truncatella angustata is the source of this 3300-nucleotide messenger RNA. Its product is annotated as P-type Na+-ATPase. NCBI's taxonomy places the organism in Eukaryota, Fungi, Ascomycota, Sordariomycetes, Amphisphaeriales, Sporocadaceae. Gene Ontology annotation, biological process: calcium ion transmembrane transport; intracellular calcium ion homeostasis. Gene Ontology annotation, cellular component: plasma membrane. The transcript is spliced from 4 exons. The record is from RefSeq and is a predicted model, not a curated record. Bases 1 to 3300 code for a protein of 1099 amino acids. Gene Ontology annotation, molecular function: P-type calcium transporter activity; ATP binding; ATP hydrolysis activity.